Messenger RNA from Paramecium sonneborni, 2506 nucleotides. NCBI's taxonomy places the organism in Eukaryota, Ciliophora, Oligohymenophorea, Peniculida, Parameciidae. The record is from the annotation of a GenBank genome assembly.
AUUUAUACACGUUUAGAUGUUACCCUAAAAGAGGCCUUAAUAUGAAUUAUUAGGGGUGUAGAAUCCUGAGAAAGAUCAAUUCAUAAAUUUUAUAUAAUUUGACCAUUUAGAUAUCAAGGGGAUAAUAUUUUUGAUAAGUCCUUUGGGGACAUGCAUUUUAUUAUAAGUAAUGAUUAGAAAAAUAUGAGUUAGAUAUUAGGUUUUUCAUACUUAAUUCAAUUCAUAAGCACAGUUUUGCAUAUAUCUAUAAUAACUAUAAUCUUUGCGACAUGUAUAUUGGAUUAAAUUUUGAGACAUGAUGAUGUAAGAUAUGAAUAUAAAUAAAAAGGGCAGUUAAGAAAUGAAAAAGAUAGCAUUAUCAAUAGAAGAAGGAGCAGAAGGUUUUUUUAAGGCAUAAUAUGGUACAAUAGUGAAUUUGAGUCUAAUAUUUGCAUUGUUAAUAUUUUUGGUUUAUUGGCAGAAAGGAACGGGGGAAUUGGAGAGAGAUGAGAUUCCAGUUGGUGGAUUAGUAAUAGGAUUAUUAGAAGGAGGAUCCUUUUUAUUUGGGGCAUUUUGUUCUGGAUUUGCAGGAUUUGCAGGAAUGUGGGUGAGUAUUAAAGCUAAUUCUAGAGUUGCAAGCGCAGCUAGAACUUGUUAUAAUAAAGCAAUGUAAUUAUCAUUUAGGGGUGGUUAUUUUGCUGCAGUUAUUAAUAUAGCUUUAGCAAUAUUUGGAAUAAGUAUAUUAUUCUUAAUAAUAUACUUUUAUUGUUAUAUGACUAUAAAUGAUUAAUAAAAAUUAAAUGAAUAAAUAGAUAAAAUACCAUUAUUAUUAAUUGGAUAUGGAUUUGGUGCAUCAUUUGUAGCUAUGUUUGCAUAAUUAGGAGGUGGAAUUUAUACAAAAGCUGCAGAUGUAGGAGCUGAUCUAAUUGGAAAAAUAGAAAAUGAUAUACCUGAAGAUGAUCCUAGAAAUCCUGCUGUUAUAGCUGAUCUUGUAGGUGAUAAUGUUGGAGAUUGUGCUGGUUAAAGUGCUGAUUUAUUUGAAUCUAUAACUGCUGAAAUUCUAAGUGCUAUGAUUCUAGGAGCAACAUUAACACAUGAAGCUAAUCUACAUAUUAAUUAUAAAGUCACUUUUAUGCUUUUCCCUUUAGUUGUUCAUUGUUUAGACAUUAUUUCAUCUACCAUUGGAAUGUAUUUUGUACGCACUUAACCAGGAAUUCCAACUAAAUUUAUUGAAGACCCAUUAUCUAUUAUGAAAAAAGGAUAUAGAAUAGCAAUGAUUAUAGGAUUCUUUGGAUUCUUUUUCAUUUGUCAUCAUUGUUUAAAUCCUGUUUAAUAUAAAGAUGCUUGGUUAUACUUUGGAAUGUGUGGACUUAUUGGAAUUAUUGUCUCUUAUUUGUUUAUUGAAGUAACCUAAUAUUAUACUGAUUAUCAUUAUGAACCUGUUAAAAGAAUAGCAUAAGCAAGUAAAACUGGUCAUGCCACUAAUAUUAUUGCUGGAUUAAGUGUUGGAAUGGAAUCUACUGGAAUUCCUAUACUUAUCAUUAGUGUUGGGGUCUUAGGAGCAUACUAUCUAGGAGAAUAAAGUGGUAUCAAAAACCAUUAAGGAGAUUUAAUUGGAGGAUUGUUUGGAACUGCUAUUGCCACUAUGGGUAUGUUUUGUACUGGAGUCUAUAUACUCUCUAUGGCAGCCUUUGGUCCUAUUGCAGAUAAUGCUGGUGGAAUUGUUGAAAUGAGUGGUUGUGAUGAAUAAGUUAGAUAAAUUACUGAUAGACUUGAUGCAGUAGGAAAUGUUACUAAAGCUAAUGCAAAAGGAUACUCUGUUGGCUCGGCUUCUUUAGCUUCAUUCUUGCUGUUCAGAGCAUUUAUUGAUGAAGUCAAUUUCUUAUCUCCUACUAAAAAAAUUCAUGAUAUUGAUAUUACUUAACCUGAAAUAUUUAUUUCUGGCUUAAUAGGAGCAUGUACAGUCUUUGUAUUCAGCAGUUGGGCUAUGAGAGCUGUUGGCAAUGCUGCAUAAGAUGUUAUUAAAGAAGUACGUAGAUAAUUUAGAGAAAAUGAAGGCAUAUUAUAAGGUACAACAUAACCAAAUUAUAAAUAAUGUGUUGAGAUAGUUACUAAAGCUGGAUUAAGAGAAAUGAUAAAACCAGGUUUAUUAAGUGUAUUAACUCCAUUAAUAUUGGGAAUAACAUUACGAGCUAUAAAUGUAGUAAGAAUGGAAGAAUUAUUGCCUGCAAAAGCAAUUUGUGCUUUUCUGAUGUUUUCAACAUGUACAGGGAUAUUGCAAGCAUUAUUCUUAAAUAAUGCAGGAGGUGCAUGGGAUAAUAGUAAAAAGUAUAUAGAAACUGGAGAACUAGGUGGGAAAGGAAGCGAUACUCAUAAAGCUGCUGUAACUGGAGUAAAAAAUAAUUAUUUUAUCAUUUAGGAUACUGUAGGAGAUCCAUGCAAGGACACAGCAGGGCCAUCGAUUCAUAUUUUAAUUAAAUUAUAUUCUACGAUAACGAUAGUAAUGGUUCCUUUAUUUGUGGAUUGA